Messenger RNA from Poecile atricapillus (Black-capped chickadee), 1400 nucleotides. RefSeq names its product 17-beta-hydroxysteroid dehydrogenase 13-like. The transcript is spliced from 7 exons. NCBI's taxonomy places the organism in Eukaryota, Metazoa, Chordata, Aves, Passeriformes, Paridae. Gene Ontology annotation, cellular component: lipid droplet. Gene Ontology annotation, molecular function: oxidoreductase activity, acting on the CH-OH group of donors, NAD or NADP as acceptor. The coding region runs from base 80 to 979 and encodes 299 amino acids. The record is from RefSeq and is a predicted model, not a curated record.
GUGGCCUCGCCGGUUGUGGGGCGGGGCCGGCGGCGGAAUCCCGGCGCAGUGCGGGAAGCAGAGGAGCUCCAGGAAAACAAUGAAUCUGUUUCUGGAGGUUCUCCUGUUCCUGGCUACGCUCCUCUACUCUUACCUGGAGGCUUUUGUGAAGCUGUUCGUGCCUGUGAGGAGAAAGUCUCUCAGUGGGGAGCUGGUGCUCAUCACGGGCGCUGGCCAUGGCGUCGGGAGAGCGACCGCCUUGGAGUUCGCCAAGCGCCAGAGCAGGCUUGUUCUGUGGGACACCAAUAAGCACGGCGUUGAGGAGACGGCAGCAGAAUGCCAGAAGCUGGGAGCUACUGUUCAAACCUUUGUGGUGGACUGCAGCAAAAGGGAGGAGAUCAACAGCACUGCAGACAAGGUGAAGAAGGAUAUUGGGGAUGUGACUAUCCUGGUGAACAACGCUGGUGUUAUUACAGCUGCCGACUUUCUCUCAACUCAGGACCACCAGAUAGAAAGGAUGUUUGAAGUCAACAUUCUUGGUCACAUGUGGACCGCGAGAGCUUUUCUGCCAGUCAUGAUGAACAACAACUACGGGCACAUUGUCACGGUGGCUUCGGCAGCAGGUCAUCUUGUGACUCCUUUCAUGGUGACUUAUUGCUCAAGCAAGUUUGCUGCAGUUGGAUUUCAUAAAGCUCUGACCGAGGAGCUGUCUGCCCUGGGAAAGGAUGGAAUAAAAACAACGUGUCUUUGUCCGGUUUUUAUAAACACUGGAUUUGUCAAAAACCCCAGUACAAGGCUUGGAAAGAUUUUGGAGGUUGAAGAAGUUGUAGAGGCUCUGAUGGAAGGAAUAGUAACCAACCAGAAAAUGGUUUUUGUUCCACCACAGCUAAACAUUGCUUUGCUUUCUGAAAUGGUCUUUCCAGAACGUGCCCUGAACCUCCUGAAGAAGAUGACCAUUCCAAAGUUUGAUGCAGUCAUUGGGCAGAGAAGCACCCAGUGAAAAGCAAGAAGUGAUUUCCCAGAGGCACCAGUGAAAACAGAACAUGUGCUGAGUAUAGUUCAGCUGGCUUGAUUCAGAUCAGAGCUCAGGCAAGUGCUUCCAGGCCAUUCCCAGGGCUUAUCCCGCACCUGCAGCUGGAACACACCUGCAUAACAGGGAGUGUUAGCAAAGCAGAGAUGCAGCUCUAGAAGGGCUGCUUUGACUGUACAUUCCAUCACUUCUGUCUCGUUGUGCUGAGGCAGACAGGAAUUUCCACAAAGCCUGUGUUUGGGACAGCACAGCUGCCUAGUUGAGUGCAAAGGGAUUGCCUGAGAGCACGUUAAUCUGCACUCAUCCCUGAGCAAAAGCAUCUUGCAAGAAGCAGUUUAUAGAGGAGGUGGGUAGCCUGUUUCAUCUCACUUAUUAAUUUUAAAUUUGAAAA